AUGCGGUGCUCAGGCUUGUUCUACUCUGCUGUUCUUCUAGGCUCGAUCUUCCAACUCGCAUCGGGUACUUGCAAUGCCCGACUCCGCCGUCAGACAGCCGAAAUCGCCCUACCGCUAAGCGACCUCUGCGCUGGUCCCGAACUCGAUGGCAGUUCCUUCACCAUCACCUGCUCUAUAGGACCGGGUUUCAGCAUACCAAGUAUCGACUUAAACUCGUGCCUCAACAACGAUGAUGGAGUGUUGGGAUUUUCCCACGGCUCCGCGUUUCUGACUUGUUCUGGAUGCGAACUUCAAGACUUGAGGCUUACCUGCAACUGUCAAACGAUAGAACACGGCCCCGUGAGCACUAUGAUCGACCUCAAUGAGGGGGUGUUUCUCAGGCCUGAUGGGCAGUUGGCAUGCUAG
Alternaria arborescens is the source of this 405-nucleotide messenger RNA. RefSeq lists its product as hypothetical. Bases 1 to 405 code for a protein of 134 amino acids. The record is from RefSeq and is a predicted model, not a curated record. The transcript is spliced from 3 exons. NCBI's taxonomy places the organism in Eukaryota, Fungi, Ascomycota, Dothideomycetes, Pleosporales, Pleosporaceae.